Molecule: messenger RNA, 369 nt
Organism: Pochonia chlamydosporia 170
Lineage: Eukaryota; Fungi; Ascomycota; Sordariomycetes; Hypocreales; Clavicipitaceae
Exons: 1
Coding region: 1-369 (122 amino acids)
Source: RefSeq, a predicted model, not a curated record
AUGGGCAAGAGCCGCGUUUGCCACGACAUCAGACUUUCGGGUUUACGGCCUCUGUAUGCUACCGUCAAAUGUGUGUAUUUACGGCAUGCUGCCGCCACAUUCAACUGCACUCCCAAGGCAAUCCUGUAUGGUGUUUCUGUCAGUCAAGAAGCAUAUGCGUCGUCUUUACUGUUUCAGACCCUUUUCAGUGCAAUUUCCCGGCCAUGUCAGUCUCCCUCGCGUCAAGUGGCCAUGGUUGUUUCACCAUCAAUCUUCAUUACCACAGCAAUACCCGUUCUCAAGGACAUCUUCACCUCCACAUGGUUGCCGGUCCAAACAAGAUAUGCUCUUGGUGUUGUAUCAUCAAUCUGCUAUCUUGGUACUAAAUAG